AGUUAGCGUGGGGAGACCGGGUAAACACAAGAGUGCAAUACUUGGACUUGCUUUCAUCUCGACAGUCUUAAUCCAGCCUUUAGCCGAACCAGUUCAGGAAAAAUCGUGUUUAUCUCCAGUGUUACAUCGUGUGCCGUUCCUAAGUUCUGAUCAGAUCGAAGAGAGAAGACAAUAUUGCUAGCAAAAUAUUUUAAUAUUUUAUAUAGUUUUUAUAUAUUUUUACAUCGACGAAUAAAAAUCAGAAAACGUAAAGAUAAUCUCGGGUAACUUUUAAUUAAAUAAUUAUUUAUUAAUUAGUUGCUGAUAAAAUUAUCAUACGACAAAUUUGUUUACUCAUUUCAAUAUUUAUAUCUUGAAAGUUAUUUUAUUACGUUACUAAAUCUUUUCUGAAAGAAGAAAACGUAAAGCAUUGAAAGAGAGUAAAAGAAAACAAUGCCGAGUAGUAAGACGAGAAUCGCUAUUAUCGGUGGUGGAGUGGCCGGUUUGGUGGUGGCCCGUCAUAUGGUGUCCAGAUUAGAUAUUUACAGUCUAAUGCUGUUCGAACAAACUGACCAUAUCGGUGGUACAUGGGUGUACACUGACGAAACGCAUCUCGAUAAGCACGGACUUUUGAUUCACAGCAGCAUGUAUAAGAAUCUUAGGACAAAUAUACCGAAGGAAAUAAUGCAGAUACCUGAUUUUCCCUUUAAAAAUCAGGGGGGUCCAUCUUUUGCUCAUCAUAGUCUAAUAAGGGAAUAUCUUUUGGACUAUGCAAAACAGUUCAAUCUCUAUCCUUACAUUAAAUUGAAUACCCUGGUGAAAAACGUGGAGCCGGAGAUUUUGAAAAACGGCCAGACGCUGUGGACGGUGACAUACAAGGAUUUGGAAUCCAAAGUAGAGACCACUAAAACUUUUGAUGCCGUUGUGUUGUGCAACGGUCAUUACACUAUCGGUCAUGUUCCGCAUACUCCAGGUAUCGAAAGCUUCCACGGUGAAUGCAUUCACAGUCAUCAAUACAGAAUGCCGGAGAUAUAUGCUGGCAAAAAGGUCUGCAUACUCGGCGCGUCCUGGUCCGGUAUUGAUAUCGCAAUGGAAGUCUCACAAUACGCUGACAAAGUGUAUUUAAGUCAUAAUUGGACGGAACAUUUUAACUCGAAGAUGUCGAGCAACGUCGAGCAAAGACCCAAUAUCGAAUCCAUCCAAGGAAACGUCUUCAUCUUCCGCGAUGGCUCCUCGGCGGAAGUGGACAGUUUCAUAUAUUGCACUGGUUACAAAUUCACGUAUCCCUUUAUGUCAACUAAAGUUGAGAUACGUACGGAUGAUAACCACGUGGAACCCAUCUACAAACAUCUGGUGCACAUGGAUUACACGAGUCUGUUCUUCAUGGGUUUACCAGCGAUCGUGGUACCAUUCCCAAUGUUCCACAUUCAAGCACAAUACAUUCUCGCAGUUCUCGAAGGCCGUAUUCAAUUGCCAUCGCCGCAAAGAAUGCGCGAGGAAUACGAGAUCGAGAAGAAGUCACUAUUGGAGCAAGGCAUUCAGCUGAGACAUAUCAAUAAACUCAAAGACAGGCAAUGGGCUUACUACGACGAGAUCGCGGCCGCUGCCAAUGUGCCGAGUUUUCCACCGGUGAUCAGGAAAAUCUUCGAUCACGUUAGCGAUAUGCGUGACAUAAACUUCACUACUUACAAAAAUUAUCAAUAUUGCAUCAUCGACAAUGAGAACUUCAGCGUGUCUUACUGUAAACCUUGUUAGGGUCUACGUAAAAGAAAAAAAAAAAAGGAAAAUGAAUGUAAU
This is a messenger RNA of Formica exsecta, 1776 nucleotides long. RefSeq names its product flavin-containing monooxygenase FMO GS-OX3-like. NCBI's taxonomy places the organism in Eukaryota, Metazoa, Arthropoda, Insecta, Hymenoptera, Formicidae. The coding region runs from base 433 to 1734 and encodes 433 amino acids. The record is from RefSeq and is a predicted model, not a curated record. Gene Ontology annotation, molecular function: NADP binding; N,N-dimethylaniline monooxygenase activity; flavin adenine dinucleotide binding. The transcript has 7 exons.